CGCUUUUAAACUCCACGGCUUCAUACGCCGAAAGUGCAGAUAAUAUAACGAAUCCCGUGAACGUCACAUACGAAUACGUCACAGUGGGCACACAGAUGGUUCGCAAGCAGGGAUUCAAGAAUGGCAUGAACGUACUCGGAAUCAUUGCUUUCUGCAUCUUCUUUGGCAUCCUACUGGGUCAGAUGGGAGAGCGAGGUCGUGUCAUGGUCGAGUUCUUUGACAUCCUCUCGGACCUGACCAUGCAGAUGGUCAACAUCAUCAUGUGGUACUCACCAAUCGGUAUCAUGAGCCUGAUCUGUGCCAAGAUCCUAGACAUGGACAAUCCUGCCGUGGUCUUCUCCAACCUUGGUCUCUACAUGGUGACGGUCCUGCUUGGGCUGGUGGUCCAUCUGGCCUGCCUCAUGACCAUCUACUUCACCAUCACCCGCAAAAACCCCUUCACCUUCUUCAGGGGUCUCUUACAGGCCUGGCUGACGGCCCUCGCGACUUCCUCAAGCUCUGCGACUCUCCCGGUCACAUUCCGUUGCCUCGAGGAGAAUCUUGGAAUCGACAAGAGGGUUACCCGAUUCGUCUUGCCUAUCGGAGCAACGGUGAACAUGGACGGCACCGCCCUCUACGAAGCAGUAGCAACCAUCUUUAUCGGUCAGCUCAAUGGCUACACUUUGACCAUCGGCAAAAUCAUCACAAUUAGCUUAACAGCAACCUUAGCAAGUGUUGGAGCUGCUAGCGUACCUAGCGCAGGUCUGAUUACCAUGCUUCUGGUGCUCACUGCGGCAGGAUUCCCUGUGGAAGAUGUCAGUUUGCUCUUCACCGUAGAUUGGUUCUUGGAUCGUUGUCGUACAUCUAUCAACGUGGUGGGCGACUCGUACGGAGCGGCCAUCGUGCAUCAUCUUUCUAAGAAAGAAUUAGAUGCAUUAGAUCGAGAGGAAGCCGAGUUAGAGCUGGAAGCUGGAAAGGAAUCGGAAUACACUGCCAACGGCAAGCCCGAGAUGAGAGACGGCAACGCCGUCGCCGACGUCGAGAAGAAAGACGGCGACAACUGGGAGUCUGGGUUUUAGACUACACCCCCACUGGCCAUUCAUACCACUCUCGGUAUAACGGCCGUUUUUUGUGUACAUUUGUAUUUUUCUGUUUUCAUUUUUUUAUAUAUAUUAUAUAUAUCUAUAGAUAUAUAUGUAUAUAUAUAUAUUUUGGCAAGUCUUUGAAGAAUAAGGCACGAUAUUGUUUGUGGUAAUGAGGUUGUUUUUUAACGCAUCUGUUGCAAAAACCGCCAGGUGUGAAGAGGAAGUGGCUAUGAUAUUUAGGGUUGAAAUGGUGAUCAUGUGACUAUUGUUGAAUUGCAUUGUGGGUUAAGUGCGUAGGAUGAUGCUUGAAAGCCAGGUUGGGAUAUGGAUAGUGAAGCAUAAGUUGAAAUUAAAGGAAGAGAAGAUAAAGGAAGAGUGAAACGAGGAUGGGGAGGAGAAAGGAAGAUAAAGGAAAGGAGAAGAAGAGGGGAAGAGUGAUCUAGAUGAGAGGGAGAGAGUGAGAGAGAGGAAUAGGGGAGGGAGGGGGAGAGUGGGAGAUAGAGGGAAAAAGAAGAGGACGAGAGAGCGGGAAAGAGGACGAGAGAGCGGGAAAGAGGCAGAGAGAGCGGGAAAGAGGCAGAGAGAGCGGGAAAGAGGCAGAGAGAGCGGGAAAGAGGCAGAGAGAGCGGAAAGGAGGCAUGCGUGAUUAAAGAGAGCAAGAGUGAGGCAAAAAAUUUGAGGGAAAACUAAUUUUUAAAAAGAUGGAAAACAUCCAGAAAGCUUAUUUGACACCUUUUGUAAAAUAUUUUCUCAAGAGCAAUGCAAACGUCGGACCUAGGAAGGUUAUUUUUCUAUUUCAAACUUGCGAAUAGCGUGAUUUUUCUCUGAAUGUUGAUAACAGGAUCAUAUUAGACGUUUACAUCAAGAGCCUCUGAUACCAGGUAAAAAGUAUUUGGUGUGGGGUUUUCCAAAAAAUAAGCAUUAUAAGCCACAUUGACAGUAAACAUCAAAGUCGGUCAGUUUUUGGACACACAAUAUAUUACUGUCCAUUUUCCACUAUGGAGUGGAAGUGGUCAAACUGAUGAUAUUUUAAUACAUGUAGGUCUAUUUUCUAGGCCCCAAGAAAAGAAGAAAAGCUUUGGAAAGAGGUUUAAUUUUUUUCUAAAGUUAAAGGAAUCAAUUGCUUUAAGGCCACCGCACACCUUACGACCCGGCUGGUCUGCGACUGAGUGAGAGGAGAUGAAUCGCAAGGUAGUUAUAGGCCUCGACACCGCACACCUUGUGGUCCGACCACCCUGCUGUCUGUGACUCACGCAUGUACACAUCCGUAUCUAAUGUGACUCGAUCUGCUGUCUGAUUGGCUGGAAGUUGGAGUGAGCUUGCGAUCCAGUUAUAAGGAUUCUACAUGCCAAAUCCAUACGAUUGUCCUUGCGAUUUGUCUUUGACCGGUCUGCAACUCCCAGGCUGACCAGAGCUGUGACGUCACAUUUCCCUUGAUCCAGUCGCAGACCAGUCGUAGACCAGUCGGGUCAUAAGGUGUGCUCUGGCCUUUAUUCAUACCAUUGCUCUGACUGACAAAUAUAUGGAUCUUUUGCUUGAAAAGCUGUCAUCAGGUAUCUUGACUCUAUGAAUGUCGAGAUUGUUUCUUCGGGUGUCGUCGAACGUGUACUUACGUUGUAUAAUCGACUGAAGAUCUUUCUCUGACACAAACAUCAGUAUUUUUGGAAUGACUAAUGCACAAAUUGAUCUGUACAUUUCUAUACCAGUGAUUAUAUCCCCAUGUAUUAAUUAUUCCUAAAGAAUAACAAGUACGUUUAUUUUUCAAAGGAGUACAUGUUGUCAAUUCAUUUGUAAAUAUUAGUGCCAUCUGUAAGGUACUAUAUAGAUGAUCUCUCCGGGUUGAAACAAUGCUUGUAGGUCAUUUUUAUGUGGAGCAGCAAACUGUUACGGAUUUGACGCACAAGAGAGUAUCUUGCAUGCUGCAAUCAAAAUCUGUUUGGAAAUUCUUUGUGCUUUAUGCAUUAUGGCCCAUACAGUAUAAAAUUGGUGGAUAUUUUUUACUAACAACCUCUAUUGGGUGAUAUAUAAAAAAAGUGGUAGAUAGAUUUGUAAAACACCUUCCCUCGUUAAGAUAAUCCUUUGCGAGACUCGUUAGGAAGUUAGAAAAUAUAUUUAAAUGCUAGCAGAAGAGAAACUUUUUUUUUUUUUGGGGGGGGGUAAUAUUGCAUGCUAUUUUGAAUAAGAAUGUGUUAAUUAAUUUUGGCAGUUGAUAUCAGUUGAGGGACCACUGAACUAUUUUAUGGGGAAGAAUCAGAAUGCCAAGGUAUUUUGAUUAGUUUACAACUCAAAGUAAAAAGGGGAACUUGGAUACGAUACUAACUCUCCAUUUUCUUUCAGAUCCAUCUCUCAUAAUAUUACUCAAAUUAAUGUAAAUAGUGAUGAUUGUAAUAAGCAUUAUAUCGUAUCAGUUUUUCAACUCCGUUGUUACACGUACUUUGCAAAGUUUACAUUUUGUCGUAUCUUCUAUAAAUUAACUUUGUGUACAUUGGAUAUCAGUAUGAAAUGUGAUGGUUUUGUACAUCUCAUGUUUUAGCCAAUGAUUAGUACAGGGUUUAUUUUACGGACACCAGGGCUGUAAGAAAAUUGUCCUUUUUCAAAAGACAUGUAUUAAAAUGAUUGUAAUACAUGCAGUGUAUGACCUGUGUUCAAUAAAAAAAAAUAGAUAGAUCCAUGUCCGUUAGUUGAGCAAUACCUCCCAUGUGUAUCUGUCUUUAGUCUUAGAAAUCACCUUUCUACCUCCAAAAAGGGAGGAGAAAAAAACAAAAAGUAUGAUUUUUUUGUAAUUUUGUAAGAGUCAAGACUUUUUUUAGCAUAUUGUCGGUAUAAGAUUGCCCGAGUCAUGUACCAUUUAUCGGUUCUUUUGUGAGAUUGUUCUAAUAUUUUAUAGACUCUGAUUUCCCCCUUUAAAGGCAGAGAGGAUUCCAAUAUUUUUUCAUCUUUUUCUGUCUCUACCGUGGUUUGUUUUCUUUCAAAGUAUUUAAAGAAAAAUCGGUGAAUCUGGGUCCUGUUGCAUAAACGUUACCAUUACGGUAACUUUGGCAUCCAAUGGUAACUUGCAUGGAAUGCUUGAUUGUGAUUGGCUGUUGAUCAGCAUUACCAUGGUAGUUACCAUUGGAUGGCAAAGUUACCAUAAUAGUAUUACUUUUAUGCAAUGGGGACCUGGAUUUCAUUUCAUCAACAUACACAUUUAGACUGAUAUGUACUUUCGGUCUCGAAAAGAAUGAAAUCGUGGUGGUGGGCGUGGAUAGUCGUUCAUUCAAAAUGACAUCUGUGUGUGAACUAAUAUCAAUACUGUCAAAUCAUGUAAUGCUGUCAUGAUAUCGUGAUUGCGUUCAGCACAAAACAUGCAUGGUGUGAAAUUCAUUGCUUAACCUGUUGACUGCCAUUCACUCUGAUUACCAUUAGUUCUGUUCACGGAUUGCUCAGUUAAUGUAGGUAACAUGUUUAUUAUAAAACUGUCAUCCACUUCUAUGUAGCACCUACAUAAGAAAUUAUGCUGCCAUGGUUUGUCAAGAUUUUGCCAUUUCCAAAACAACCAAGCGUAGAACACUGUCGCAAUGGUUUCUAUAAAAUCUCAUGCAUGAGCUUGAUUGCUUGGCCGUAAUAGUGAAUGAGACAAUAGAGUCUUCAAAUUUACUUCAUCUAUUUCAGCUGUGAAGAGAAUGCAAUUAAUGGAAACUUGUUUCUUCUUAGAAUGCAUUCAUAUUCGUAGAAUGAAUGCAUUCAUAUUCGUAGAAUGAAUGCAUUCAUAUUCGUAGAAUGAAUGCGUUCAUAUUCGUAGAAUGAAUGCAUUCAUAUACAUGGAAUGAAUGCAUUCAUAUUCAUGGAAUGAAUGCGUUCAUAUUCAUAGAAUGAAUGCUUUCUCCAUGUAUAAAGCCAUCAGAGAACAGGUCAGUUGCUCAGAAAAUGUGAUCAUCAUUCAAAUAUGCAUUCAAGUCACUCAAAAGAAUUCUUUUGAUAUAUUUCCAGACGAAAUCCGCUGUACUUCAUCACAAAUUUCUUCCAAACUAUAUCCUUUCUAUCAAAACAAGUUAGUAUUUAAGUUAAUCUUUGUAUUUCAGCUAGUCUUUUCUCUGUUUUGAAUAAACUUUCCAGAAGAGUAUUUAUCACUUUGCGUGGUAAGAUAGAGUGAUUGUAUAAUCUGUACAGAAUAUAACCAGAAUUUAAAUGUUUGUAUCCCUUCCAUCUUAACGUGAUAUGUGUACAAUGAUAUAUUUGGUAUACCGAUUUGUAUUUUUGCACUUGUAACUUUUGUGAUACAUUAACAAGAUAUAUUAUCAAAAUCUAAUGUGAAAAAGUGGAACAGCUUGGAUGAAUGUGUUGUUUUUUGUGAAGAUGUUUACAGUUAUAAAGGCUUUUGCGUUUGGAGAAAAAAAUGGAGAGGACUAUUCUGCGUUUGUCUACUAUAGUGGGCUGUACAUAUUGUUAAAAGUUUUCAUUUAAUUUUUUUGAAUUCAGCAUAAUUUUUAUGAAUUUUAACAAAAGUUGCGGUUUACUUUUUUCAGUGGAUAAUGCGAGAUUUUCAUCUCACCAAAAUAUGAUUUUACAAGUUUAUAGAUAGAUAAGGGAAAAUCAUGAAAUUUCAUUAAACCAAUUUUGAGGCUUUACUGUAGGCAGUGUCCUUUCAACGAUGGAUUUUCCAAAAAAAUAUUGGAAAGAUGGAAUGAUUGGUAAAAGUUUUAGUUUUUGAGACCAAAAUAAGGGAUCUCACAAGAAAUCAUCAUGUUAUUUUCAUAAUUAUUUUCAUAUUAAGCGCAUCGGCGCUUCUAUUGUAAAUGUCUUUAUUCUGUGAUGGUGAUGAUGACUUUGAAGUAUUAGCAAGAGAAAAACCUGUAUAUUCUAUGUAUAAAUAUAUUUACUCUUUAGAAUACAUAUAUAGGAACAAUCUAUUUACUCAUAUUUUUGUAAAUAUAAGUAUGUAUUGUGACUCAUUGUGUUAUUUUAUACCACUGUUUCGUUUAAUGGAUAAGAUAGUUUUGUGCUAUUUUUAUCCAAAAUGAGAAAAAGAAAUCCAUCCAGUAUAUAUGAAGUAGAACGUUGUUUACAAUGUGUAUUACGAGUCGUAUUGAUGAGGUUUUAGUAAUUUUGGAAAUAAUUGUAAAAGCUGAUCGUAAUGUAAGUGUUAAAAGCGUACUUGACUUAUCUUUAUUAUUAGACCCCGUUUAUUCUGUGUUGAACUCUUUUGAAUGAAGUGGAGAACUUACUCUUUCGAUUAGUGUUUUGAUGAUAAAAUUCAGGGUUACGGUUAUGGACUCUCAGAAAUGUUUUAAACCAACAUGUAGGUUCGUUAAAAUAUGAACUUACCAACUAUUGGUUAAAACAAAUUUGCAUGCCAAAUGAAUUGUGAUUAAUUCUUAGCCAACCGUUAGUAAGUUAAAUUUUGGGUUGGUUAUUUAAAGAAAAAAUGAUGUUGUUCCAUUUUGGUCCAAGUUUGGAUUUGCAGCUUUUGAAGACUGGUUGCUUUGAUUUUUGACGAAACUUUAACGCCCGACUGCCCUCUCCCAACUAAUAAUGAUCUUUUUUAAUAGAUGAAGGCUGAAUCAUGUAUUUCAAGGAUCAUAUAUAGGCUGAAAAAUUGAUUUCCAGGAUAGAAAAAAAAAAUCAUACUUUGUUCCUCAUAUCUGUACUUAAAAAAAGGGCUGAACUUGAGAAUCUACACAAUUAUGGUUAUAUUUCUAAAGUGUAGGUUGAAAAUAUGCUAUAUUGUAAGCCCUAUAUUCUUAACAUUUAGUUAAUUUUAUUUGUAUUAUACUUUUCGCAUUCAUAAUCUAAUCGUGCAUUGACCGGUAUUUGAUAGUACUUUUUUUUCUGUUUUCAAUGCAUUAAAAAUUUAUUUCCUAAAACGUAUCUCAGAAUAUUUGAGAAGAAAAUGAAAUGUGCAGCUUUACUGAAUUGAAGGCAUUUGAAAAUGAAAAGGUCCCCCAAAAUUGGAUUUUAAAAUGGCCUGGAUUGGUUAUUCCUCGUUUUCCUUCGUUAUAAAUGAAAAUAGAGAGAAAACUCAAUUUAAUGUAUGUGGUAUGAUAGCAUUCGUUGGAUAUUAAUAAUUGUACUGUAUAAUGUAAUGGUCAAUAUUGUAUUGGACAAUUUUUUAAUAGAAAAGUUAUCAUUUUGUACAUCCCUUCAAUAUCCCAUCAAAGAGAAGGGGGAAUUGACUCCCUUGAUCUACAUGUAUGUGAACUGUACCCAUACCCGUUCACACCCGAAAAGAAAUCCAGUGCAACACCCACUUGUGUGUGGUACCCUCCGAAUACGCGAGUACACGGUAAGCCAGCGCGCGAGCUGGUCGCCCAGCACGCGAGUAAAUGGUCCGGACCGGGUAAGCAUCAGUUCGUGCCAGACCACCUCUUAAGCUAGGUUUUCUCGAUUCGUUUUGGAGCGGGUUUAGUACGGCUACGGGUACAGCUCACUGAAAGGUAAUCCCUCGUAGUGUGAAAUGGACCUUGGUACUAUAUCGUUCCUUGUAAUUCCAAUUGGAUAUUCAUAUUCGACUGCAUAUUAUACAUAGACAUACAGUGAAGGUAUGGUGUAAUUUGGUGGUUUGGUCCGUUUUCUCACUCACAAAUAAAUUGGGCAUGUAUUAUGUAUUUUCAUUAUAGCAAUAAAGAUAAAAUGAGUUCCUAUACACAA
Messenger RNA from Lytechinus pictus (painted urchin), 7691 nucleotides. Its product is annotated as excitatory amino acid transporter 2-like. Gene Ontology annotation, cellular component: plasma membrane. The coding region runs from base 96 to 1058 and encodes 320 amino acids. NCBI's taxonomy places the organism in Eukaryota, Metazoa, Echinodermata, Echinoidea, Temnopleuroida, Toxopneustidae. Gene Ontology annotation, molecular function: L-glutamate transmembrane transporter activity; neutral L-amino acid transmembrane transporter activity; glutamate:sodium symporter activity. Gene Ontology annotation, biological process: L-glutamate transmembrane transport. The transcript has 7 exons. The record is from RefSeq and is a predicted model, not a curated record.